Molecule: messenger RNA, 2560 nt
Organism: Selaginella moellendorffii
Lineage: Eukaryota; Viridiplantae; Streptophyta; Lycopodiopsida; Selaginellales; Selaginellaceae
Product: dof zinc finger protein 2
Exons: 3
Coding region: 186-1709 (507 amino acids)
Biological process (GO): regulation of DNA-templated transcription
Molecular function (GO): DNA binding; DNA-binding transcription factor activity
Source: RefSeq, a predicted model, not a curated record
AAUGGCGAAAUCCGGCUCCCAGACGCAAUGCCGUACGCCAUUCCGUAUGCGAAUUAUUUGAUUAUCCGUCCGGGCAGCCAAGGCAGCAGGGAAUUCUCGCGAAGAGGAGGAGAGUGUUUUCAAGGGGGAGAUCACAGGGCAGGAGCACGGCAACGAGAAGAAGAGCAUCCUCGAUCGUGAUCUUCAUGCAGUUUGAUCAUCGCCCAUCACAGGGGUGUGAGAGCUUCUUGAUCGGACAACCAGGCAUCAUCAAAGGCAGGAAUUUUGGACGAGCUUGGUCCGGUGGUGGUGGUGGUGUCAUGCUGUUGAGCAAUUAUGGUCGGGAUCAGGUGGGGGACUCGUCAGGCUUUGAUGGAUCGCAACAGGCGCCCCUUCUCCACACGGUGGGAGGAGUUGGAGUUGGCGUUGGAGUCGUCCCGCAGCCAUCGCUCACGGACGUCUCGUCCUCCACCAGCAGCUUGAAGCCCCCUCCUCCGGAUCAGUUGCUCUGCCAGUCGAGGCCGGGGCAGCAGCACCAGCAGCACCAGCAGCCGGGCCAGCAAGAGCGGCGGCUCAAGCCGCAUUCGGAUCAAGUCCUCAAGUGCCCCCGCUGCGACUCGAUGAACACCAAGUUUUGCUACUACAACAACUACAGCCUCACGCAGCCCCGGCAUUUCUGCAAGAACUGCAAGCGCUACUGGACCAAGGGAGGGGCGCUGAGGAACGUCCCCGUGGGUGGCGGGUGCCGGAAGAACAAGCGCGUCAAGCAGCGGCAGCAGGACCAUCCGGGUCCUCCAGCGGCCUCGUCGGACGAGACCGGCCAGCCCAACGGCGGCGGCGGUCUUCCGGGAGGGGGUGGAGCCAUGGUGGGGAACGACGGUGCCAGCAGCAGCAGUAUGCUACAGCAGGAAUUCCCGGUGGCGACGAGCUCGGGGCUGUACGAUCAAGUGGCCAAGGCGAGCAACGGGAUAAGCUUGGCGUUUGACAGGGUCGAGGGAGGGGUGGCGAGGAUUUUCCCCGGAGCCGCUGGGAGCCAUCCCGGCCCGCCUCCCAUCUCGAUAAACUGGGCGACUGGACAGCUCGGGAGCCAUCCACAGCAGUUUGAUCCGAGCAUGCUUGGGUUGAAUCUCCCCGGCGCGCCGAUCAAACAGGAGCCGGUUCACGGCGAUGCCGGCGGCGACAUCAACUCUAUCUUCGAUCCGGGCUCGCUGGGAAUGGGGACGCACGCGGCCAUGAACGAGGCGCUGAGCUCUUACGUGCCGGUGGAGAACUUCGGGCUCAAUGGAGGUAGCGGCGAGAUGAUGUGGAGGUUUCCGCAGCAGCCAAAGCUCGUGUCUUUGCUCGAGGAUGGGAGCGAGCAGGAUCAAGGCGGCGGCGGCGGCGGCGGCGGCGGCGGUGGUGGCGGCGGCGGCGGGAGGCAUCACGUACUGCUGGACUUGGAGGCGAGCCACGGGGUGGAGAAGAUGAAGCAGCACCACCACCACCACCACAAAGGCAAGAGCUCGGGGGAUGUUUCGUCCAGUGACUACGACCAACAGGGCGAUUCCUCGUCGCCGGAUCAGUGGCAGCCGUCACCGACCGAGGCAUUCUUCGAGAGCGGGAGUGACGCUGCGGGGUACUGGAGUAACGGUGGCUGGACGUCGGAUCUACACGCCUACGGCGGGUCGAAUCAUCACCACCACCACCACCACCACCAUCAUCAAACACCAGGGAAUCAUCAACUUCUCUAGCAGCUGCGCCGCUAUAUAUCCAGCCAUCAUCCAUCCCGGGGGUUUAAAAUUCUUUUUCUUUCCUGUCUCUUGCUUCCAUCCCCGCCCCCCGUUCGUUGGCUCCUCUCACCCUCUUCGUUUUUGACAACACUGGAGACAACACAGGUUCUCUUCUUCUCGCGCACAGCCUAACAACAAGCAACAAAAAUCAAUCAAUCAAUUCUGUAUAGAGAUCCAAAGCAACAGCAGCAGCAGCAGCAGCAGAUCCUCCGCCUCUUCGAUCAUCAACUUCGAGAGAAAAAAUGAAAUCGAGAAAACGGGGAACAGAAGGUACACCGUCGGUGAACUCUCUUCCCUCUCUCCCCCCCCCCUGAUCUUGCGUUGCAUCAUUGUCACUACUCACAUCUCUCUCAGCAACACUCGGCCACCUCCACCGCCCCUCGAGAGCGAAAAAAAAAAGCUUCUUUUCUUUUGGGAUUGCGACUGCUGCUCGUCGGUCUUCUUCCUGGUUUCGUUUUUGUUUUUUUUUUUUUCUUUUUCUUCGUUUUUUCGUUCUCUUCUCUUGUUACGUUAUCUUUAUUCCCGUGUUCCUCAAAUUUUUUUGGCUCACCACCAUCAUACUUAUACGUAUACGUAACAUCUCUAGAGGGAGUUUUAUUGAUUAUAUCAGCCAAGUAGUAAUAAAGAAGGAAAAAGCAUACGAGUAUAUUGGCAAAGACAUCCAUCCUUGGGGCGCAGGAAGAGAAGCUGGAGAGAAAAAAACACACACAAGAACAAAACAAUGAGAGGGUGGUUUUCCUGCUAAACUGGAUUGGAUUUUGUAAUUGUAUAUACUGGAGUCUCUUCUUAAACGUUCUUUGAGUUUGAUUACA